AUGGCAGUCCACUCCGUCAAAUACUCACUGAAUCGCUACUUUCCUGAUCUGAACAUCCCACGUCUCGCUCUCGACAACAACGCCGCCGAGAAGGAUGUACGUCAAAUCCUGCACGCCAUCACUGCCUACGCCGACAUCCAGCGGCAAUCCGGGCAGCCCGAAGAGCACCUCAUCGACAUGGCUAUCAGCAGGCUGAACGUGGCAAAGGUAGCUGCCGAUAUGGGCACGACCGAAGAGGCAGUGCGUAGGAUCGUGCGUGGUAUUUGCGUGCAACUGCAGCUUGACAGACCGCGAAACGCACUGAACAGCACGCAUGGCAUAUCCGCCUCUACUAUAAACAACGACACCCGCAACACAAAUCCUAACAAUGGCUUCUCCAACCCCCAAUCCCAGGUCCAGCGCAACCCUACGCGUUUUGACACUCUCAUCUCCCAAGUCCGCCACGCCUUUGCCCAUCAAACCCACGCCCUGAUCCUCCCUCCGCCUCCAAGACUGCACCCUCAGUUGCUCUGGCCCGAACCCGUUCCCGAACACGUCCAGCUCGUCCGCAAUGCGUUCCUUCUGGUCAUCUCAAAUGCCAGGUGCAAUGCUUAUGGCGGGAUAGGCCUUCACGCCAGAGAUGUGCAGACGCUGCUGAAUGGGAUGAAUUUGCUGGUCCAGAGGACGGAGCAGCACUGGGCUAGCCUCAGCAAGACGGCUAAAGCUAAUGAGCUCCGGAAGAAGGAGAGGAAGGAGGAGAAGGCGCGGAAGAUGGACAAGGCGGGCAAGGUGUCGACGGAAGACUCAGGCUUUACGAAGGCCUCCCAAGUCAAGAACGGCAAUUCAGUGGUUCCGCAAUCUCUGGUGCCGCCUCAGUUGGGUCGAUCGAGCGGUGGGUCUCGAUUGGCCACAACGGAGGGUCAAGCCAUUUUGGAGGCUCCCGACAUAUCUCCAGUUCGUCCUCCCCAUCUCCAAAUCGGAAUAGACGGCGUCGCACGCCCCAUCCUCCACGGCCUCACUGUCUCCGGCUCCAACACUGCUGCGGCCACGAACCCCACAACGGCAAGGCACGUUCUACCAGGCCCCAGGAAGCACAAUAGUGUUCAAGUUUUGGCCCUUCGCGCCCUAGCUCCCUCCACGAGCAACAUCACUCCCGCAACAAACAACGCCGAACUCCCAGCACAGGCCCAUGGUCCUACGGACAAACCGGACAAGACGGCGGGAAAGCACGUUCUCCUGCGAACGCCUGGUAACAGUCCUGUGAAGAAACGGGCGAAGGCGAUGCCGAAGCCUGGGGUCAAGAAGGCUACGAAGAAUGUGUCGUUCAGUGGUGGCCUGAAUGAUGGAGAUAAGGAGAAUGGAGGUGAGGCUGUCUGUGCUGUGGGUGGCUUGGUGGGUGGAGAAUAUUGA
Westerdykella ornata is the source of this 1389-nucleotide messenger RNA. RefSeq lists its product as uncharacterized. NCBI's taxonomy places the organism in Eukaryota, Fungi, Ascomycota, Dothideomycetes, Pleosporales, Sporormiaceae. The record is from RefSeq and is a predicted model, not a curated record. The coding region runs from base 1 to 1389 and encodes 462 amino acids. The transcript is spliced from 3 exons.